AUGGUGUUAACAUCAAUAUGCUUUACAAUAUACAUCGCUUUAGUGACAGAAGUGUGCGCGCAAUCGAUGACAGAGGAGCCUCUGCAGCCAUUGGAAUUUAAUGAUGUAGCAAAUGUUUUGGCUUUGAAUUUAUUCCAUGUCAUGCCAGCGAUUAAUUUAGUUGCAUCGACUUUGAUGGUACGCCUACCGUUGAUUAAAUUAGCCAGCGUAGCUAAUGGUGAAACAAAGGCCGAACUGAUGACUGCAUUAGGUUUUAAAAAUGUGACAUGGAUGCUUGGUGCUUACGGAAGAUUGAGAGAAAGAAUGGCCAUGUUGCUUUUAGGAGACCUAUUAUACGUCAACAAGAUAUAUAUUAAUCAAUCUAAUAUUGUAAACCGUAGGUUUAUUGCUAACUCAGAGUAUGAGUACGGGGUAAAAGUGGAGACAGUCGCAUUCAAGUAUCCUCUAGCAGUUGUAUCUCAUAUUAACAAAUGGAUGAGUUCAUCAACACUCAGACGCAUCAUCGAUAUAGUUGACAUCAACGAUAUUGACGCAAAUACCUCAAUGGUUAUCGCAAAUGGUAUUCAUUUUAAGGUCACAUGGGAAUUUCCUUUCAAUUAUGCAAGGACAAGGUUAGAAAAAUUCUAUCACAUAAACGGGUCUGUCUCCUACGUGAACAUGAUGCUGAAGGUUAAUUACUUCGAAUAUGUCGACACCGGCGAAUAUCAGGCAGUUAAAUUAAGACUGAUGCGAGGCAACACUCAUAUGAUUUUCCUCCUGCCGCAUAGUAAAGAUGCGCUUCCGUAUUUAAUAGAAAAGAUGUAUGCAGAUCCCAACUACCUUACCCCCUUUUUUAAAAGAAUGACGGCUGAUAAACCUAUUGUGGUAAAAAUACCUAGAUUUAACAUCAAAACGUAUGUGGAUUGGACAGGAUUCCUGCAAGAUAUGGGCGUUGUAUCGGUUUUUAACUGCAGUACAUCGGAUUUGUCUGGAAUGUUCUAUCCAGGUUUUGGACCCGACGAUAGAAUGUGUCUAAAUAAAAUAAAGCAAAAAGUGUUUCUAGAGGUGGACGAAAUGGGUGUGAACAGACAACCUUUUAGUCCUUUAAUAGCUGGAGGGAUAGCCGAAGAAAUGGCGGACAAAAUUGGUGAAUCUUCAUUUAGAGAGUUGGUAUUUGAUAGACCGUUCUACUUCACCACCAACAUUUACUUCUCAAACGCCCAUAAUCACGAACUUCUGACAGGAGUAUAUUAUGGACCUGAGGCAACAAUAAGAAAAUAA
This is a messenger RNA of Arctia plantaginis, 1260 nucleotides long. The record is from the annotation of a GenBank genome assembly. NCBI's taxonomy places the organism in Eukaryota, Metazoa, Arthropoda, Insecta, Lepidoptera, Erebidae.